AUGUCCUCUUCGGACGAUAUGCCUCUCGCAAAGGUGCAUGAUGGAGCAAUCUCCAACGAAACUAUCCCCAAAUCCGUCGAUAAAGCUAUGGACAAACAGCUUCCGGCUAAUGGCCAUGUCGAACCUGGAAUCUCGAUACGAAUGGGUCCAGUAGACGACAUGGAUAUCGAUGCGCCAAACGGUACCGCGAAUGGAAAGCGCAAGUCUCGCGGUAGCAUUCCUACUGCCAAUUACAAAGAACAGAGCGGCUCCGAAGAUGGGGACGACAAGCCACUGAGUAAGCGGCGAAGAACAUCUCAGCAAGCAAAGCCUGCGCAAGACAACUCCGACUCCGAACUCAGCGACGUACCUCUCAAGGCUCGGACACUUCCCAAGGCAUCUGCAGAGCAGAUUGGCGCGGACUCCGACUCUGAUAUGCCGUUGACCGCGAAGCUGGUGAAGAAGAAGGAGGCAAUUGAGAAGGCUGCGGCAAAGGAAGCCAAGGCAAUUCGCACAAAAGAGAAGGCCGCACCUAAACGUAAAACUAAGGUCGAGAGCGAGUCUGAUGACGAUAUUCCGCUUGCAAAGAAGAAGGCACCAGUGAGGAAAGCCAACGGCAUCAAGAAGGCAGAGUCUGAUUCUGACGCUCCACUUGCGAAGAAGCCAGCGGCGAGAAAGGCUCAGGCCAAGCCCAAGGCAGCUCCAGCGAAGAAAGGCAAGGCAAAGGUCAAGUCCGAAGAGGAAGAGCAACAAGACCGGGACGCAAACGAAGAAGAGGAGUACCGUUGGUGGGAGGCAGACACAGCGAAGGGUGACGGCACCAAGAAGUGGGACACUCUUGAGCACAACGGUGUCGUUUUCCCACCUGAUUACGAACCUCUGCCAAAGAACGUCAAGCUGGUGUAUGACGGAGUGCCAGUGUCUCUGCACCCAGAUGCUGAGGAAAUUGCUGGCUUCUACGGAGGCAUGCUCAACUCGACCCACAACAUCGAGAACCCAACAUUCAACAAAAACUUCUUUGAGGACUUCGUUGCUGUCCUCGACAAGACAGGACACGGUAAAGACAAGGAUGGCAAAACAGUCAAGAUCAAGAAGUUCGAAAAGUGCGACUUCAAGCCUAUCUUCGAACACUUUGAUGCCGAGCGUGCGAGGAAGAAGGCCCUUCCAGCUGCGGAGAAGAAAGCACUCAAGGCUGAGAAGGACGAAGCUGAAGAGAAGUACAUGUACUGCUUAUGGGAUGGGCGCAAGCAAAAGGUUGGAAACUUCCGCGUUGAACCGCCGAGUCUAUUCCGUGGGCGUGGCGAGCAUCCGAAGACCGGCCGUGUCAAGAAGCGCGUGGCGCCUGAGCAGAUCACCAUCAAUAUUGGCGAGGAUGCGCCCGUGCCCGAGCCACCGGCAGGCCACAGAUGGAAGGAAGUCAAGCACGAUCACGAAGGUACAUGGCUGGCCAUGUGGCAGGAGAACAUCAACGGUGCAUACAAGUACGUUAUGCUGGCUGCCAACUCCGAUAUCAAGGGUCAGAGUGAUUUCAAGAAGUUCGAGAAGGCCCGCGAACUGAAGAAGCACAUCGAUCAUAUCCGAGCGGAUUAUAGGAAAGAGCUCAAGUCUGAGAAGAUGGUUGACCGCCAACGUGCGACUGCCAUCUACUUGAUUGAUCAGUUCGCACUCCGUGCGGGUAACGAGAAGGGCGAAGACGAGGCGGACACAGUCGGCUGCUGUUCGCUGAAGUUCCAACACGUCACCUUGAAGCCUCCGAAUACGGUCAUCUUCGAUUUCCUUGGUAAAGACAGUAUUCGUUUCUACGACGAAGUAGAAGUCGAUACACAAGUGUUCAAGAACUUGAAGAUCUUCAAGAAAGAACCAAAGACUAGCGGCGACGACAUCUUCGACAGACUGACGACUUCGGCCCUGAACAAGCACUUGACAAGCUACAUGCCGGGUCUCACUGCGAAGGUCUUCCGUACUUACAACGCUUCGUACACCAUGGCUCGGCUGCUGAAAGAGAUGGAGGCCACAGGUACCAUUCAAGAGAAGGUCAAGGCAUAUAAUGAUGCCAACCGUGAGGUUGCCAUCCUGUGUAACCACAAGCGUACCGUCGCUGCUGGACACGCUGGUUCCAUCGAAAAGAUGCAAGAGAGAAUCAAUGGUCUUCGAUACCAGCUGUGGCGGACAAAGAUGAUGAUGAUCAACGUUGACCCAAAGAUCAAAAAGAAGAAGGGUGCCGAGUACUUCGAGCGCCCUGAGGACCUUGACAACGACUGGGUGAGGGCUCAUCAAGAGUCUGAAGUGGAAGCUGAACGCCAGAAGAUCACAAAGAAGUUCGAAAAGGAUAACGAAAAGAUGGCAGCAGAAGGUGAGAAGGAGAUGAAGCCUAAAGAGCUCGAGUCCCGUCUUGAGAAGGCCGAUGACCUAGCGGCCAAGUACAAGAAAGAGAACAAGACUGGCAAGGUCGAGGCUGAAGGCAAGGGACCAACGAUCGAAAAGCUGGAGGGUGCUGUCGACAAGUUAAACCAGCGCAUCGAGAACAUGAAGAUCCAGAUGGAGGACAAGGAGGGUAACAAGGAGGUUGCCCUGGGCACAUCCAAGAUCAACUACAUUGAUCCCCGCCUUACCGUGGUCUUCUCCAAGAAGUUCGACGUGCCUAUCGAGCGCUUCUUCUCGAAGACGCUUCGUGAGAAGUUCGACUGGGCAAUCAAGUCUGUCGAUGAAGACUGGGAGUUCUAG
This is a messenger RNA of Didymella exigua CBS 183.55, 2703 nucleotides long. RefSeq lists its product as uncharacterized. Gene Ontology annotation, cellular component: nucleolus; chromosome. Bases 1 to 2703 code for a protein of 900 amino acids. Gene Ontology annotation, molecular function: DNA binding; DNA topoisomerase type I (single strand cut, ATP-independent) activity. The transcript is spliced from 5 exons. Gene Ontology annotation, biological process: DNA replication; DNA topological change; chromosome segregation. NCBI's taxonomy places the organism in Eukaryota, Fungi, Ascomycota, Dothideomycetes, Pleosporales, Didymellaceae. The record is from RefSeq and is a predicted model, not a curated record.